This is a messenger RNA of Geosmithia morbida, 1806 nucleotides long. Its product is annotated as ser Thr protein phosphatase family protein. The annotation marks the transcript as partial. The transcript has 3 exons. The record is from RefSeq and is a predicted model, not a curated record. NCBI's taxonomy places the organism in Eukaryota, Fungi, Ascomycota, Sordariomycetes, Hypocreales, Bionectriaceae.
AUGGCUGCCACGUCCCAGUAUAAUAACCAGGGCUAUCUCCAGAACGGUGCAUCUGGCCUCCCUCCCGGUGCUGCACCUUUGCUGCCCAACCAGGGUCGUGUCAUCCAGACUGGUCCCAUCCGCGUUCUGUGCAUUGCUGAUGUCCGAGGAAAUCUGCGAUCUCUGAACGACCUUGCCAAGCAGGCCCGCGCCGAUCACAUUAUCCACACGGGCGACUUCGGCUUCUACGAUGAUACAUCACUCGAGCGGAUUGCUGAGAAGACUCUCAAGCAUGUCGCCCAAUACUCCCCUCUGAUCUCCGAGCCUGUCAAGAAGUCGAUCCAGCAAGGUGCCCCUGGCCCCGUCAAGAACCGCUUCUCGCCCAGCGAGCUGCCCCUGUCGGAGCUGCCCCUCCUCCUCAGCGGCGAGGUCAAGCUCGACGUGCCUGUCUACACCGUCUGGGGUGCCUGCGAGGAUGUCCGCGUUCUCGAGAAGUUUCGCUCGGCCGAAUACAAGGUGAACAACCUGCACAUCAUCGACGAGGCCCGCUCGAUGCUCCUCGAGCUCGGCGGCGUCAAGCUGCGACUGCUCGGUCUCGGCGGUGCCAUCGUCAUGCACAAGCUGUUCGACAACGGCGAGGGUCGCACCACCAUUGCCGGCGGCCAGGGUACCAUGUGGACCACGCUGCUGCAGAUGGGCGAGCUCGUUGACACGGCGCAUCGCGUGUACGACCCGACCGAGACCCGCAUCUUUGUGACGCACGCCUCCCCCGCUCGCGAGGGCAUCCUCAACCAGCUGUCCGUCACCCUCAAGGCCGACUUCUCCAUCUCGGCCGGUCUCCACUUCCGCUACGGCAGCUCGUACAACGAGUUUAGUGUCAACCCGACACUGGACCACUACCGUGGCAAGCUGGCCGCCUCCAAGGCCUCCUUCAAUGACGUCUGGGACACCGUCAAGGCCGAGGUUGAGCCCGCCAUUCAGCAGAAUGAGGCUCAGCAGAACCUGCUCAGGAACGCUCUGCAGAUUGUCGAGAAGAUGCCCACCACGGCGGCCGGUGGCAACCCCUUUGGUGGCCCCGCCGCCGGCCAGGCUGCCCUUGGCCAGGUGGACGAGACCGCCUUCAAGAAUAUGUGGAACUUCAACCUCGCUGACGCUGCCUUUGGCUACCUCGUGCUCGAGAUCCAGGACGGCCGCAUCGGCACCGAGAUGCGCGCCCAGGGGUUCAACUUCUCCCACCGCGGAUCCAAGCAGCAGUCUGGAAACGCAUCGCUCGUCCCGUCGAGCGCAACGCCCGCUCCUCCCUCAGCAGCCCCGACGCCCCCCGCCCAAGCUGUCCGCCAGCCGCCGCCGCCCGCCGCCGCCGCCACCAAGUCGGCGACGCCGCAGCAGACGGAGAGCAAGGAGAGCGUCGACAGGUCGUCGACGCCGGCUAACGGUUCGAUCAACACGGCCGCUGCCUCCGCCAACGGCCCCGACACGGCGACGUCGCCUGCACCCAAGACACCGGCCUCGGACAUUAUCGGACUCUUCAUCAUGAAUGUCAGCACCGAGGAGCAGUGCCGCGAUCUGUUCGUCGACGAGGACAAGGCCAAGAUAGUCAAGGUGGAGAAGUGGGGUGCGGUUAACAAGGUGGUCCACUUCAAGACGAUAGAUGACCGCGACGGUGCCCUGGCACGACUGCCCGAGGAUGUCAAGACGCGCACGCAGGAGGACCGUUCGAAGCCGCUGGUCAACAUCUUCAAGCCGCGCGAUACGGGCAAGCCUUUUGCCAGCCGAGGCGGCGCAGGUACGUGGGGCAGCAGCAGCCGCGGCGGCAACAGCUCCAGC